AUGUAUGUGACCCCCACGAAGAAUCGCACAACCUACAGGGCGGUCUUGUACCUAACCGACGCCUUCGGACUUCCUCUGAUCGAGAACAAAUUGCUUGCCGACAGCUUUGCCCGCGCAGGCUACCUAACGGUUAUGCCUGAUAUCUUCUCAGGGGAUCCUGCUCCCCACGACAUUACAUUCAACUCGAGCGAGUUCCUAGCACGCCAUACGACGAAUGCGACUGACCCAAUUGUUGCCACUACCAUUGGCUAUAUGCGCCAAAACUUAGGGGUCAAGGUACUCGCGGUAACUGGGUACUGUUUCGGCGGACGCUAUGCGUUCCGCUUCGGGGGCGAGAAUCGUGGGACGGAUGUCGUCUUUGCAGCACAUCCUAGUUUACUCGAGGAUGAUGAGGUUUCUGGUGUGAACGCCCCUGCCAGCAUUGCCGCUGCUGAGAUUGACCAGUUGAUGCUACCAGAGAGGAGACUCGAGAUCGAGAAUCUUCUCGGUGAGAGUUUGAAGCCAUUCCAGGUUAGUCUCUACUCCGGUACACGGCACGGAUUUGGCACUCGUGGCAAUAUCUCAAACCCGGAGGAAAGAUUUGGCAAGGAAGAGGCAUUCUUUCAGGCUGUCAGGUGGUUUGAUAAAUGGGCCUAA
This is a messenger RNA of Phaeoacremonium minimum UCRPA7, 636 nucleotides long. RefSeq names its product putative dienelactone hydrolase protein. The coding region runs from base 1 to 636 and encodes 211 amino acids. The record is from RefSeq and is a predicted model, not a curated record. Gene Ontology annotation, molecular function: hydrolase activity. Lineage: Eukaryota; Fungi; Ascomycota; Sordariomycetes; Togniniales; Togniniaceae. The transcript has 3 exons.